AUGUCCGGCAACAAUGCCACAGCUGGUCCUAGCACAGCAGCCUCAGCCCUCACUCCGGCUCAAGCGCGCCAAGCGGCGCUCAACCGUGCAAAGGCCAAAGAGCGCCUCUCGCGAGUAGCAGACUCGACAUCCGGCGCGGGCUCUUCCAGACAAGGGGGUCAAGGGAGGGGAGACAAUCUUGUACAUAAGCCAGCGGCGGGCCCGGCGACAAGCAGGAACGCGGUAGAGGGGCAAAAGGGGGAACCUGCGCCUUUGAGGCGAGAUCCGGGCUUGGGCAAAUACUUUGAAUACGAUCUUUCGAAGUUGCAUAACUCAAGAGGAGGGUUCUUGACGGAAGAUGAUCUGGGAGGGGAGCGGGUCAAAUCGGUCGUCGAAUUGGCCAGAGAGAAGGAGAGGGAGCGACGAUUAGCAAGAGAAGGCGAAGAACCUAGUGAGUUGCUACUGCUUCGAGACGUGAUUCAAGCGUGGACUGCUCGGAUGUUCGACGUGCGAGUCUGUAAGACGUGCAAAGAGAAGAUACCGGAGAAGUACUCGCUCUUGACCAAGACGGAGUGUAAAGAGGACUACCUCCUCACCGACCCAGAACUUCGAGACGAAGACCUCCUACCCCAUCUUCUGCGUCCAAACCCCCACGCCUCCACCUAUUCCAACAUGAUGCUAUUCCUGCGAGAACAGGUCGAGAAGGUCGCGUGGGACAAGUGGGGCGGGGAGGAGGGGCUGGAUAAUGAGUGGAAGAGGAGAGAGGAGUUCAAGAAGAAGAAGAAGGAGGAGAAGUUUGAGCAGGGCUUGAAAGAUCUGCGGAAACGGACACGAAACAACGUCUUCCAACGGAGACAAGAAGCGGUACAUGUACAUGAGUUUGAGGAUGUCGAGGAGGUGCAAGAGGAAGAUGGGGAGACCAAGGCGCUGCAGCGGUGUCAUGGGUGCGGGGCGGAACAGACGGUAGAGGUGUGGUGA
This is a messenger RNA of Dioszegia hungarica, 957 nucleotides long. RefSeq names its product putative DNA repair protein RAD14. The transcript is spliced from 5 exons. Gene Ontology annotation, cellular component: nucleotide-excision repair factor 1 complex. NCBI's taxonomy places the organism in Eukaryota, Fungi, Basidiomycota, Tremellomycetes, Tremellales, Bulleribasidiaceae. The record is from RefSeq and is a predicted model, not a curated record. Gene Ontology annotation, biological process: nucleotide-excision repair, DNA damage recognition; nucleotide-excision repair involved in interstrand cross-link repair; UV-damage excision repair. Gene Ontology annotation, molecular function: damaged DNA binding. Bases 1 to 957 code for a protein of 318 amino acids.